This is a messenger RNA of Trichoderma virens Gv29-8, 1464 nucleotides long. RefSeq lists its product as uncharacterized. The transcript has a single exon. Lineage: Eukaryota; Fungi; Ascomycota; Sordariomycetes; Hypocreales; Hypocreaceae. The record is from RefSeq and is a predicted model, not a curated record. Bases 1 to 1464 code for a protein of 487 amino acids.
AUGGCUCCAAAGCAAGAGGCUUUCCAUCUUCACCCUCUUGGGUGGGAGAAUGACCCUGAACAGGAGACAUUCGGUAUGUCGACGUUGGACUACCUUACAGCCAUGUCCUAUAACAAUUAUGCACUCUUCUUCAAGAUGGAAGAUGCAAUGAAGUCUCGGGCAGUAGAAAUUAUGAAAGAAGGACUUUCACGCACCAUCAGCCAAGCGAGGCAUUUGUGCUGCACCAUUGAGAAGAACACCAGCGGCAGCGGCUACAUGUACCUGAAGAAGAAGGACAGCACGGUCCGUCUCUUUGUACAGUGGCUCGAUUCACCUGAGGACGCAGACAAGUACCCGUCCUUCGAAGACAUCGAAAAGGCACACUUCAGUGCAGUGCCGCUGGGUGACCUCAAACUCUGGAGCGUUGACCCAAUGACCUAUGGAGAGAAGCCAGAGGCCCACCCUGGCGCUUCUCCUGUUGUGUCUGCCUUCAAGAUGAAUUUUGUGCGCGGAGGCAUGGUUCUCAAUAUGCAUCACCAUCACUACUCCAACGAUGUCAUGGGCUGGGCUGGCUACACUAGGCAGUUGGCAGAGAACUGCUUUGCCGCGUUCAAUAAGACAGCUUAUCCCACCUGGGCCCCUAAGAACAUGGAUCUCUCCCUUCUCUCUAAGGCAGAGCCCCCUGAGGACCAGAAGAUUGAAGGGCCUCCUGCGCCCAAACGCCACCCGGGCCAUGUCCAGGGAAUUGCCUUACUCUUCCACCUACCCAAGAGCAAGGCAGCUGAGUUGAAGAAGAUGGCUACGCCAACAGAUGGGACAUGGAUCUCUACCUACGACGCCUUCACGGCUUUUAUCUGGCGCUCCAUCACCCGCGUCAGGGCCCCAGUAUUCAAUCCAGACCCUUCCUCAAAAUCCAUCCUCAUCGAAGCAGUCGAUAUGCGAAGGCGGUUCAACAACCCCAAAGUCCCCCCGCGUAUUCGGGGCAAUGUCAUGUUUGCCGCUCUCUCCACAACCGCCCCUGUCGAGCAGCCAACUGUAGCCGAAGUCAUUUCGGAAUGGCCUCUUUCCAAGGUUGCCCAGUACAUACGGGGUAUGACCAACAGCAUCACCCAGGAGAGCCUGGACAAGACACUAGAGAUGGUGGCAACAAUCCGCGACAAGACGGCCCUCAAUGUCCGCAUCGACUCCCUGCCCCCCAUGUCUGUUCUUUUCACCGACCACCGAGAUGCCACCAUGGCAUCAACAGACUUUGGCUUCGCUAAGUCGAUCACUUAUCGCCACCUUACGGAUCGCAUUACGGAGGGAGUUAUUAUUGUCUACCCAUCUCGUAGCAAUGACCCAGAGUCGGAUGAGGGCCUGGAGUUUUCCUUCUUUUAUGAGAAGCGGCUGGCACAAACUUUGAUCGAAGACGCAGAGUUCGGAAAGUACUUUGAGUAUAGAGGCAUUGAUGCGGAGGACGCCACUGCCGCAGCAGUCCUCAAUUAG